AUGGCCAAUGAAGCACAAGAAGGGGUCCGCAUCCUUUACUUGAAUCAGCUAGAAGAAAGCGCGAUGGCGAGACCCACAGCACAAAAUGAUACGCAGCCACGCCGCCCCUACAAGAAAGAAACCAUGAUGCCAAUAGUUGAAAAGAUCAAAAGAAGCUACGACGUUGUCUUGAAGGCUGAGCUAGAUGAAAUUCGCGAUGCAGAACAAGAGAUCGGAAGAGCUAGACCGCUCCAUGACCAGGCAAGAGACGAAAUGAGGAAUGCUAUCAUGGAAUCGCACGCGAGGUCAGACAACAACGAGAAGAAACCCGAAAUUGGAUUCAGCAGCAAUUUGAUAAUGCAUUGGCAGAAAUCUCUGACAUGA
Messenger RNA from Cylicostephanus goldi, 363 nucleotides. NCBI's taxonomy places the organism in Eukaryota, Metazoa, Nematoda, Chromadorea, Rhabditida, Strongylidae. The record is from the annotation of a GenBank genome assembly.